Molecule: messenger RNA, 479 nt
Organism: Pararge aegeria (speckled wood butterfly)
Lineage: Eukaryota; Metazoa; Arthropoda; Insecta; Lepidoptera; Nymphalidae
Exons: 1
Coding region: 15-479 (154 amino acids)
Source: RefSeq, a predicted model, not a curated record
GUGUGCUCUCGUAAAUGGACCUAUUUACAUUACUUCUUUUCGUAACCUGCGCCAAUGCGAGAUUAUUCUGUGAGAAAACAAAAGUGCCACUUGAAAUGGGUAAGUGGCAUAAUCAUUUACAACAUAUGGACUCUGCCGUGGUCGAAAAUAGUCCAGUUUCGAUAAAUGAAGGGCAGGUGUAUGUUUACGAAAACAAUUUUCCUGGUUUUAUCAUCAAUUACAUACACGUUGACAAUGUCGCCAUCAGAUCAUGUGGUGCAAGUGCCACAAUAACGAAAGGAGGUGUUGGAACAUCGUCAGUGCUAAUAGUACUACACGCUGACACCAAUGAAGAGAUACGCUCAGUUGUCGACAUAUGGGGCACAAAAACCUACGAAAAAACUACAAAAAGGAUAUUCUUAGAUGAAAAUGUUGGAAAUCUUAGAUCUUUAUACUUGUUCAAAGAAUUAAGAACUGUAAAUCAUAAUAGAGGUUAUUAA